Molecule: messenger RNA, 1176 nt
Organism: Oryza brachyantha (malo sina)
Lineage: Eukaryota; Viridiplantae; Streptophyta; Magnoliopsida; Poales; Poaceae
Exons: 1
Coding region: 1-1176 (391 amino acids)
Biological process (GO): response to photooxidative stress; photosystem I assembly
Cellular component (GO): chloroplast thylakoid membrane
Source: RefSeq, a predicted model, not a curated record
AUGGCGCGAAACACCGUGUUCCAACAAGCGAGCCAUGUCGGCGAGGAGGAGGAGCCCGAGGAGAGGCAGAUCGCCGUCGACCCCUUCUCGCUCCGCCAGUUCUCCCAGCUCAACAUCGACGGGCCGCUGCCCAUCCCUUCCGUCUCCGUCGACCACCGCUACCGCCACGACGUGCCGCACCCGCACCGGCCGGCUCUGUUCGCCGGCGCCAGCUCCAGCGUGCCGUGCUCCGCCGCGACGUCGCCGCGGCGCCUGUCCGCCGUGGUUGCGCCUCCCACCAGAUGGGACGCGCACCUGCCGGUCAUGGCGGCUCCGCCUACGGGCGUAGCGUCGUCGAAGGCGCUGGCGGUCAUGGCGCCUCCCAGGGCGGCGAUGUCGAGGAGCAGGUCCUGCGCCGGCGCCCCGGAGGCGGAUAUGGAGGACGACGAGUUCGACGUCAUCCUUUCGCUGUCGGAGCGCAAGGCGAGCGCACCGCAGCGGUGGGGCAGCGACGUGCCUCUCAUCGGUGCUGGCGACAGCGCCGAUGACUCGACAGGCUACGCCAUGGCGGACGGGCGCGGCAAGAACGGCCGACGCCGAAAGGCGAAGCGCGGAGGGGAAGCGGCGCCGUUCACGUGCUGCCCCUUCCUCCCAGGGCUCGGCGCCAGGAGGACGGCCAAGCAUCCACACCCCGCUGCGGCGCGCACGUCGUCAUCGUGUUCCUCACCGGCGACGACGUUCCACAGCGUCGGCAGCGGCGGCGGCUGCGUGGAGUCCGACCCAGGCACGGCGCGGCCGAGCACCAUGUCGCUUGCCGUGUCGCUCGAGCGGUUCGACUGCGGCUCGUGCUCGGCGUCCUCGCUCUCCGGCCUGGCCCUCGACGGCGAGCCGCCCUCGUCGUCGGCGUACUUCGACCUGCCGCUGGAGCUCAUCCUUGGAUGCGACGGCGACGACGAGGGAGACCUGCCGGUGCACGCCGCGUUCAUGUUCGACAGCGACGGCAUAAGGAAGAGCGUGCUCAGGAAGGGCGUGCGCCGCGCGGCGGCGGCGGCGGCGGCGCGGCCGUCAGUGGGGAGGAUGUCGACGGACGGGUCAGGGCGCAUCUCGGCCCGCCAUGUGAGGUUCUCGCUGACGUCAGGGUCUGCGCCGACAUCGACGCCGUCGUACGCGUCCGGCGUCCUCGCCGGCGAUCAUUAG